UGGGUUUUCGGGACAUGGAGCUUUUUAAUCAAGCAAUGCUCGGAAAACAAUGCUGGAGAAUUCUCACAUGCCAAGAUUCUCUUUGUUCAAAGGUGCUGAAAGGUCGAUACUUUCCUCAUUGUGAUUUUUGGCAAGCACCUCAGCCAAGAAGCUCAUCUUACACAUGGCGCAGUUUGAUGCAUGGAAAGAAACUUCUAGAGAAAGAUGAAGAAACAAAGAAUUGGAAUGAAGCCAUCAUUAGAACAUGCUUUAGCAAUGAAGAUGCAGAAAAGAUCCUACAGAUUCCAUUGAGCAGUACAUCAUGUGACGAUUUUCCAGCUUGGCCACUUUCCAAAUCAGGCACCACCAAAGAUGAAGAUUGUGCUUUGGCAUAUGGCUCAAGACUGUUUGCCAACAGGUUGGGAAGUUACAUUCUUACCCCUCUAUCACAAACAUUGAAGGCCCUGCGCACAGCAGCCCAUCAUCGCUGCCUCCUCCUCGAGUCGUGCGGGUCAAGCCCGCCGCUCAGCUUCCUCGACUCGCCCCGCGUGAAGGGGCCAGCGAGCGGCGGCCUCCUCGGCGGCGCGCUCCCCGGCGGCGUCUCUCCCCAGGCAGCAGCGCGCUACGCCGGCGGCGGUCGCCUUCUCCGUCCUCCCAUCCAGUGCUGA
Panicum virgatum (switchgrass) is the source of this 647-nucleotide messenger RNA. RefSeq lists its product as uncharacterized. NCBI's taxonomy places the organism in Eukaryota, Viridiplantae, Streptophyta, Magnoliopsida, Poales, Poaceae. The record is from RefSeq and is a predicted model, not a curated record. The transcript has 5 exons. The coding region runs from base 15 to 647 and encodes 210 amino acids.